AUGAAUCCGUCCGAAGUCCACGUCCUCGUCGUCGAGGACGAUGAGUUCACGCGCAUGGCGACGAUCGACAUCCUCAUGAGCAUCGGCUACCGCGUGACGGCGGUCGAGAACGGCGGCGACGCGCUCACGGCCAUGGUCAGCGCGCCCAUGGGCUUUGACCUCGUGCUCUGCGACGUCAUGCUGCCAGUGCUCACAGGCAUCCAGCUGCUCGAGUGCGUGGCGAAGGAGGACAGCCUCGCCCACAUUCCCAUCGUCAUGACCUCGUCGAACGAAGAGAUGGACGUUGUCACGUCCUGUCUCUCGAAGGGCGCGAAGGACUACCUGAUCAAGCCGAUCCAGUACAACACGGCCAAGACGCUCGUGCGCCACGUGUGGCUCGCACGGCAGAGCCACAUGGAAGGAAUGCGCCUCAACACGGCCGCGACGCAGAGCGUGUGGCGCGACAUUGAGGUGCUCCGCACGAUCGGAAAGGGCACGCAUGGCACGGUCGUCAUGGCCCGGCGCAAGCAUGACGGCGCGAUCGUGGCCGUCAAGCGCGUGCCUCUCUCUGCCGCGAGCGAGAGCAGCCGCAAGCAGGCCGACAACGAAGUCAUCUUGCUCAAGUCGCUCUACCACGUCAACAUUGUCCGCUUCUACGACAGUUUUGUGCUCCAGAACGACGAGCUCAACAUUGUCAUGGAGUUUUGCGACGGCGGCAACCUCCGCCAAGUCGCCAAGCUCCGCACGAAAGCGAACGCCGGGUACUUCCCCGAGCCGCUCAUCAUGUCGUGGUUUGCGCAGCUCGUGCUCGCCGUCUCGUACAUCCACGGCAAGAACGUCUUGCACCGCGACCUGAAGGCGCAGAACGUGUUUUUGACGCGCAAGCACGUGGUCAAACUGGGCGACUUUGGUAUUUCCAAGGCGCUCGCCGGCGACGACACGGCCAUGACGUCGGUCGGGACCCCCGAAAGCAUGUCGCCCGAGAUCUGCCGCGGCGAGCGCUACGGAAAAAAGUCGGACAUUUGGUCGCUCGGCUGCGUCCUCUACGAAAUGGCAAUGCUCGCCCGGCCGUUUGAAGCCAUGACGCUCCAGGAGAUGUUCAACAAGAUCUGCCUCGGCGACUACCCGCCGCUGCCGCCUUUUUUUUCAAAGGAGCUCCGACUGCUCAUCCAGCUCAUGCUGCAGCAAGACCCGAACAAGCGCCCGUCGAUCGAAGACAUUUGCCGCUUCCCGUUUGUCCAAGCCCCGAUCCAGGCCUUCUUGGCCGACCACGCGGUGGAGUUCGAGCUCGCGCUCGAGACCGAGGCCAAGAUGAACCAACCGGCGAUUGCGCUCAGCGGCGUCAACCCGUUCCUGCCGCAAGCGCCGCCACAGCAGCCGCUCGCAAUGCCGUCGCCGCCGCCCGACAGCAGCCUCCGCGAAAUUGCGCUGUCGUCGCAGGUCGUCGGCCUCGCGGCGCCCGAGCUCGCGAAGCACGGGGACGACUACAAUGCGUCGCACCACCGGUCCCACGCGCUCCAAGAGACGCUCGCCGACCGGCUGCGCGCCCGGACCCACGUCGCCACGCACCGCCUUGGGUACUUUUCGUCUGUGGCCCAUUGUGCCCCGGGGCGCGAGAUCGCAGCCGCAUUCGUGCGCGACUACCGCGAAAACAAGGCCAACCCGCUCAAGCCCGAGCGUGAGAUUUACGACAUGGGGCUUGCGGCCAUCAAGGAGCUCGUCUUGAGCGAAGCGCUGCACAUUGUAUCGGCGCAGCACCCGCGGGCGCUCGAGCGGACGCUCGAAUGGACGCGCGGCGGGCCGGUGGAAGAUGCGCUCUUCCGCUUCCAGGUCGACGAAGUCGGCCAAGCGCGGAACCUGCGCUACAUUGCGUCGCACAUGGACGUGAGCCCGAUGGAAGUCUGCCUCGAAGCGCGCGCGCUCGCGGCCGAGCUCCAUAGCCACGCCAAGUUUCCCCACGGCAUUGCGCUCAACUGGUCGUACCCGCCGCCGGACGUCGACUACUCGGGCGCCGGUCUCUACCGACUCUUCCUCAAGACGAUCGCCAAGCUCCAGCUCGUGGACCUCGCCAAGCUCACCACGAAGGACCGGCAGACGUUCUUCAUCAAUAUUUAUAACACCAUGGUGCUCCACGGCGCGAUCGAGCUCAGCGUGCCGCACACGUCCGACCAGUACAAGGCCUUUGAGAAAGACAUGGUCUACCGGCUCGGGGGCCUGACGUUUUCGCUGGCCGACAUUCGCCAUGGCAUCCUUCGCAGCAACCGGAAGCCGCCCUCGGCGUUCUGGGGCCGCCAGCUCGAGAACCACGACCCCCGCAUCGCGUACUGCUUCCGGACGCGCGACCCGCGGUCGCUCCUCGCGCUGCUCGAGUUUUGCGCGCCGUUGGCGACGCCGACCGAGGCGGUGAUUCUGCGGCCCGGUCGCACCGACACGGACUUGGAGCAGGCGAUGAAGGCGUACUGCGAGCGCCACGUAAGCGUCGAGACGGUGCCACGCACGGUGCGCCUCCCAAAGCUCUUUAGCGUCUACCUUGAGGACUUUGGCUCGUCCGAGUCGGAGAUGCUCGGGUGGCUCACGCAGUACAUGAAGGAGUGCCCGCCCGACAUCAUGCUCUAUCGGAUAAAGUACAACCACGGGAUCCUCGUGUAA
Saprolegnia diclina VS20 is the source of this 2628-nucleotide messenger RNA. Its product is annotated as NEK protein kinase. Gene Ontology annotation, molecular function: ATP binding; protein kinase activity. The transcript is spliced from 2 exons. Gene Ontology annotation, biological process: phosphorelay signal transduction system; protein phosphorylation. NCBI's taxonomy places the organism in Eukaryota, Oomycota, Saprolegniomycetes, Saprolegniales, Saprolegniaceae. The coding region runs from base 1 to 2628 and encodes 875 amino acids. The record is from RefSeq and is a predicted model, not a curated record.